Messenger RNA from Mercurialis annua (annual mercury), 574 nucleotides. RefSeq lists its product as uncharacterized. Lineage: Eukaryota; Viridiplantae; Streptophyta; Magnoliopsida; Malpighiales; Euphorbiaceae. The record is from RefSeq and is a predicted model, not a curated record. The coding region runs from base 92 to 574 and encodes 160 amino acids. The transcript has 3 exons.
UUAAAACCUUUUCAGUUAGCAAGGAAAUCUAUAGUACAGUUGACUAGAGAGGGAGUUGGGCUUAGAGUUUGGGCUUGAGACAUAGAGGACCAUGGAAGCUCAAGGUCAUGGAGAUAGGGUUUCUCAACGUGAGAAUGUUGGCCAACAGGGUAGGAAUGUAGAGGAUGAAGCAGAGUCUAGGGGUAGUACUGAUCAUGAACUAGAGUCUGAGGCUAGGGCUCAUGUAGUUAAUCAACCAGUACCUCCUGUACCCCCAGUUGUACCUACCCUACAGCUAGAUCCUGCUAUCUUAGCACAAACCAUCAUUGCUACUCUACAAGCUCAAGACAUAAGAAGAAAACCUGGGGAUAUCAUUGAACAUGCUAAAAAGUGUGGAGCAUUUGAUUUUCAUGGCUCUAUUAAUUCCAAAGAAGCAGAUAGAUGCCUUAGAGCUACAAAUAAGUCAUUUAAUACUGUAGAGCUGACAGAUGUGAUCAGAUUGCUAUUAGGAGAUCAGUUGACCUGGGAGAUAUUCAAGACCGAGUUCCGCAGGGAGUAUUUAACUGAAGCAUACAAUGCAGAAAGGCAGAAUUAG